Molecule: messenger RNA, 3597 nt
Organism: Dovyalis caffra
Lineage: Eukaryota; Viridiplantae; Streptophyta; Magnoliopsida; Malpighiales; Salicaceae
Source: the annotation of a GenBank genome assembly
AUGAAAAGGCUAGUGUCAUGUGAAAUUCAGCCUUUUACUCCAGGGUGCAAGUAUUACAUUAGUCGGAAUAAUUGCAGGUUAGGAAGACCCUGUGAAAGCCUUCUGUUGAGCCUAGGUAAAUUGGCUUGUUCUAGGUCAUCGAUUCGAGUGAUUUUGUUGAUGGCCUCAGCGAUCUCCGAGCGAGUUGAGCUCGCUAAACUUUGUAGCUCUCGAGACUGGUCCAAAGCAAUUCGAGUUCUUGACUCGCUCCUCGCUCAGUCUUGCGCUAUUCAAGACAUCUGCAAUAGAGCGUUUUGUUACAGUCAAUUAGAGCUACACAAGCAUGUGAUUAAAGACUGUGAUAGAGCGCUCCAGUUAGACCCUACGCUUCUUCAAGCUUAUAUCCUCAAAGGUCGUGCAUUUUCAUCUUUAGGAAGGAAAGAGGAUGCUCUUUUGGUGUGGGAACAAGGCUACGAACAUGCUCUGCGUCAAUCUGCAGAUCUAAAACAGUUGCUAGAACUGAAGGAGCUCCUGAAGUUUGCAAAACAAGACAGGAGUGCUGGUUGUGAAACCCAUGUCGAUGAAUCUAGAUUUUCUAUUGAGCCAAGGAAUGUACCGGACAUCUGUAGCAAGUCUGGAGAUAAUUUUGAGAUACAAAAGGGGAUAAGUAAUAAAGUUCCUGAAUCAGGAUCUCAUACCAAUGAAAACUCUAGUGAAACCAGUACAAAUUCCAGUAAAGUGAGUGAUAACUCUGAGUUAUUCGGUGAACCAAGAAAUGCACCUGAGGUCUGCAGUAAAUCUGGGGAUAAGUUUGACAUGCAUAAUGGGCUAAGUGAUAAAGCUGGAAGAAAUGAAAAGCCUGGUAUCCUAACGAAUGGAAGUCAUGAUAUUCUUGAUUCACCAAAUCAAGUGUCUGAAUCUUGUAGUGGCAUAAGCAAUGCAUUUGAACUGUCCAGUAGAUUAUCUAUGAUACCUGGCAACUUAGGAGAUACAAGUGAAAUUCUCAGCAAGUCAAGUAAUAAAGCGAGCGUGCAUAAUGAAGUUCCCGAUGAAACCAAAAGAAAUAAAAAGUUGUGUGUUACUAGGAUUUCCAAGAGCAAGUCCAUAAGUAUAGAUUUUCGACUGUCAAGGGGUAUAGCGCAGGUUAAUGAAGGAAAAUAUGCUACUGCCAUAUCUAUUUUUGACCAGAUACUGAAAGAGGAUCCCACUUAUCCUGAGGCACUUAUAGGAAGAGGGACAGCACGUGCAUUCAAAAGAGAACUAGAAUCUGCUAUUGCUGAUUUUUCAAAGGCUAUAGAAUCAAACCCAUCAGCUGGUGAGGCAUGGAAGCGGAGAGGGCAGGCUCGAGCUGCCUUAGGGGAAUCUGCAGAGGCCAUUAACGACUUGACUAAGGCAUUGGAGUUUGAGCCAAACUCUGCAGAUAUUUUGCAUGAAAGGGGAAUUGUUAAUUACAAGUUUAAGGAUUUUGAUGCUGCUGUUGAAGACCUAUCUGCAUGUGUGAAGCUUGAUAUGGAUAACAUGUCUGCCUACACAUAUUUAGGUUUGGCAUUAUCUUCAGUUGGAGAAUAUAAAAAGGCAGAGGAGGCACAUUUAAAGUCAAUCCAAAUUGAUCGCAAUUUUCUUGAGGCAUGGGCUCAUCUAACCCAGUGGUUGUGUGAACAAAAUAGAGUGGAGGAAAACAACAAAUUAGAUUUGUAUGGAUGCGGAGAUGAGAGAAAGACACAGGAUGGAGAGACUCAAGUUACCAAAAUAUUGGAAAUAUGUGUUGCAGGUUUGGAACUUUUGGUGUUUGAUGGAGGCUUUAGUGAGUUCUAUCAAGAUUUGGCGAACUCAACAAAAGCUUUGGAUUGCAUCAAUCAAAUUCUCCAAAUUGACUCAAGGUUUGCAAAAGCAUAUCAUUUCCGUGGGCUGCUGCUUCAUGGAAUGGGUGAACACAGGAAAGCCAUCAAGGAUUUAUCGAUUGGUCUGAGCAUUGAAAAUUCAAAUAUAGAGUGCUUAUAUUUACGAGCAUCGUGCCAUCAUGCUAUUGGAGAAUAUGGAGAGGCGGUGAAGGAUUAUGAUGCUACUCUUGAUUUGGAACUAGACUCAAUGGAGAAGUUUGUGCUCCAAUGCUUGGCCUUCUAUCAGAAAGAGAUUGCUUUGUACACAGCUUCGAAAAUAAAUAGUGAGUUCUGCUGGUUUGACAUUGAUGGAGAUAUUGAUCCUCUGUUUAAGGAGUACUGGUGCAAAAGAUUGCACCCCAAGAAUGUGUGCGAAAAGGUUUAUAGACAACCUCCUCUGCGUGAUUCUCUGAAAAGGGGUAAACUUAGAAAACAAGAUUUUGCCUCUACAAAGCAGAAGGCUGCUCUUUUUGUUGCUGCUGAUUCAAUUGGCCAGAAGAUUCAAUAUGAUUGUUAUGGCUUCUUACCCAAUAGACGACAGAAUGAAAACCGAACAGCACUUAAGUACUCUUGUUCUACUACUACUACUGGUGUAGCAGAGUUUCCUCCAAGCUGUCAUCGUAUGGCAGGAUUAGCCAUUAUUGAAAUUGCACAAAAGGUUGCAAAAGCAUGGCGUUCUUUACAAACUGAAUGGAAGCAUUCUAAUAAAAGCACAUCUAAAUAUGGUAAACGUACCCGGAGAAGGAUCAACAUGCUUAGCCAGAAUAGAGGUGGGGCAGGUUGUAGUACCAGUAGUUCGUCUGAAACGACAACUUCAUAUGGCAUUCUUGAAGAUAAAUCAUUUGGCCGUUCUAUGAUGUCAUGGCAAGAUGUUUACUCGAUAGCUGUCAAAUGGAGGCAGAUAUCUGAACCUUGUGACCCCGUUGUUUGGGUUAACAAGCUGAGUGAGGAGUUCAAUUCUGGAUUUGGGUCUCACACACCAAUGAUUCUUGGACAAGCUAAAGUUGUUCGCUACUACCAAAAUUAUGAAAGAACAUUUGAUGUUGCAAAAACAAUCAUGAAGGAUAAACUUUUUGUGCACAACAAGUCAGACAACAUCAUUGACUUGCCUAAAGAAAAAAUCCAAGCUAUUAUAGAUGCAAAAAACUGUUCUGAUCUAUACAAGGUAGUUGGUGAGGACUACUGGUUGGCUACAUGGUGCAACAGCACAGCAUUUGAAGGGAAGCAACUUGAGGGCACAAGGAUUACUCUAGUGAAGAUGGGCGAAGGUGGAUUUGACUUUGCUAUCAGAACACCUUGUAUGCCUUCUAGAUGGGACGAAUUUGAUGCAGAAAUGGCAAUGGCAUGGGAAGCUGUGUGCAAUGCAUACUGUGGUGAAACUUAUGGGUCAACAGAUUUUGAUGUCCUUGAAAAUGUUAGAGAUGCAAUUUUAAGGAUGACAUAUUACUGGUACAAUUUUAUGCCAUUGUCUAGAGGUUCUGCUGCUGUUGGGUUUACCGUUUUGCUUGGAUUACUUCUCGCUGCAAAUAUGGAGUUCACAGGGAAAAUCCCAAGGGGUAUACAGGUGGACUGGGAAGCCAUUCUAAAUUUUGAUCCUAACUCCUUUGCAGAAUCCGUUAGGAGUUGGUUGUAUCCUUCUCUCAAGAUUAUGACAUCUUGGAAAGAUUAUCCAGAUGUCGCAUCGACUUUGGCAACAACAGGAUCAGUUGUUGCUGCUUUGAGCGCCUAUGAUGUUUGA